AUGCGUAUUGACCUCACAGCAGAUGCAACUACUAGUGAUGCCAGUAUCAAUAGUGCAGACUCAAGGAAACAAGAAGAUGACAGCAGCUUCUCACUGAUAACCUGGAACAUUGAUGGGUUGGAUCUGGGAAAUCUAAAAGAACGAGCUAGAGGAAUCUGUUCUUACCUGGCACUAUACAGUCCAGAUGUUGUGUUUUUACAAGAGGUUGUCCCACCACACCUCUGUCUUCUGCAGAUGAAAGCAGGCAAUUACACUAUUAUUCCAGGUAACAUAGAUGGCUAUUUCACUGUCAUAAUGUUGAAGAAAUCAAGAGUGAAGCUACUGAAACAUGACAUAAUACCUUUUCCAACAACCUCUAUGAUGAGGAACCUUUUGGUUGUGCAUGUGAGCAUAUCUGGUAAUGAACUUUGCCUUAUGACCUCUCAUCUGGAGAGCACUAAAAAUCACUCCAUGGAGCGUAUGAAGCAACUACAAAUAGUGUUUAAAGAAAUGCAGAAGGAGUCUGAGUCCACCACUGUUAUAUUUGGAGGGGAUACAAACCUUAGAGACAGUGAGGUUGCUAAACUAGGGAACUUGCCUAACAACAUUAUGGAUAUCUGGGAGUUUUUGGGUAAACCUCAGCACUGCCGCUAUACUUGGGACACCCACUCCAACACCAACCUGCACGCAGCGUACAAGUGCAAGAUGAGGUUUGACCGCAUCUACUUUCGGCCUGCAGCGGGAGGGGGACAUAUUAUUCCACGCAGCAUGGACUUAAUUGGAUUGGAAAAACUAGACUGUGGCAGAUUCCCUAGUGAUCACUGGGGUGUUCUGUGUAAUUUUGAUGUGAUACUGUGAAAAAGAAAGAGGCUGGCAUUGUUAGUUUUUAGGUGAUUUGUUCUUGGGUUUACAAAAUUUUACCAUCUCAGUUUAAGUCGGGCAUAUUUAAAUUUUCAACCCUAAUGCAUUCUCUGCUGUUGACUUCUGCUGGAACGGCUUCAUUUCAAACCAGGGCUUCCUUUUCCUUGCUGUAUGCAUCUGUUCUCAAAUCACGUUUUUAAAUAUUUAUUUUUAAUAAUGUAUGCAAAUAAAAAACCGAAUUCCAAUUCUAAAAUGGGAGGAAAAACCUGUAAACACCAUUCAUUAACAUACUCGGUGGUUUAAAAGCCACUUUUAUUUGGCAUGUAUUAUAAUCUCAUAAUAAACGCUGCUUUU
This is a messenger RNA of Nestor notabilis (Kea), 1194 nucleotides long. It is a transcript of the gene TDP2, whose product is annotated as tyrosyl-DNA phosphodiesterase 2. The record is from RefSeq and is a predicted model, not a curated record. Gene Ontology annotation, cellular component: PML body; cytoplasm. NCBI's taxonomy places the organism in Eukaryota, Metazoa, Chordata, Aves, Psittaciformes, Psittacidae. Gene Ontology annotation, molecular function: 5'-tyrosyl-DNA phosphodiesterase activity; single-stranded DNA binding. The transcript is spliced from 6 exons. The coding region runs from base 1 to 837 and encodes 278 amino acids. Gene Ontology annotation, biological process: double-strand break repair.